Molecule: messenger RNA, 855 nt
Organism: Betta splendens (Siamese fighting fish)
Lineage: Eukaryota; Metazoa; Chordata; Actinopteri; Anabantiformes; Osphronemidae
Gene: acyp1
Product: acylphosphatase 1, erythrocyte (common) type
Exons: 3
Coding region: 99-446 (115 amino acids)
Molecular function (GO): acylphosphatase activity
Source: RefSeq, a predicted model, not a curated record
GAAAUCUCCAGUAGUUGGAUGCUUGAUUCAACGAUAUCUAAAAAUAUAUAGGUGAGUUAUAUUCGUCAGAGAGAGCCACGAGUAGCCAGGGUGUUGGGAUGAAUCCAAAUCUGCUAUUAUUCUUCUUGGCAUCGAUUACACUGCCCGCUAUGUCCGAUGAAGACCUGAUUUCAGUGGAUUAUGAAGUUUAUGGCAGAGUGCAAGGUGUAUUUUUUCGGAAGUACACCCAAGCAGAAGGGAAGAGGCUUGGCUUGGUUGGCUGGGUCCAAAACACACGGGCAGGGACUGUUCAAGGGCAGCUACAGGGCCCACGCAGCAAAGUAAAGGAGAUGCAGGAAUGGCUGACAUCCACUGGGAGCCCCAAGUCGCACAUAAUCAAGGCAGAGUUUAAGAACGAGAAAGUCAUUGACAGCCUAGAACACUCUUCUUUUAACAUAGUGAAAUAGUAGAACAAUUAAAAUGAACUAAAGCACAUAUUUUAUUUAUUUUGACCCAUUUAUUAGUUUAUAUAAAAUGUGUAUGAUAGGGUUGCUCAGCAUCUUGCAGUACAGUUUAAACUCUAAAAUAGAAAAAGCCCUAUAAUAGGCUUUGCAUUGUUAAGUUCAUUUACUAAUGUAAUAUUUUAUUUAUAAUGUUAACUAUGGAAACAAAACCAUAUAUUUAAACACUUAAGCUUGUUAAAAUCCAAGUCAAAUGUGACCACAGUAUUUUACAAUGUGUGGAUCUGUUAGAAGUGGCUGUUUGCAAACAAAAUAGAGCCUGACAAACAUUCUGCUGAGAAAACAGGGAACUGUAAUAAAUCUAUCAACGCAGUUUUUAAUGGCCUCUGAAUAAAACAUAGGCCUCCUCCCUUCA